UAUAGCUCCCGGCGUUCGCUUGCCAAGAUGGCCGCGGCGGGGCCGCGGGGCUCUCUGUGUGGUUUCUGGGAGCUUCCCUGCUUCUGAGGCGGUCGCGGUUCUGUCGCACUGGCCUCGCCAGGCUCUGGGCAUGGGCUUGCCGCCGCCGGCCUCUCUCCUUCUGGGGGUCCUCCUUCUGCAGGGCGUCCUGAGGCCGCUGUGGGGCGACCUGGUUUUCGUCCCUCCUUUCAUCCGCAUGUCCAGCCCUGCGGUCAGCGCGUUCCUGGUCGGAGUCACGGAGAAUGUGUCCCUGGCCCUACUGCAGGACGAGGCAGGAUUAUUGCCAGUUCCCGCUUGCAACGUGCUGAACAAUGAGACAGGAGACUGGAGUUUGACUGUGACUCCCAGCGCUGUAAGGCCAGAGAACGUGUUGGAAGUGACGGUGAGGUUGAAUAGGGAUCUGCAAUGGUGUCCCUCCAGUGAGACGCAUUCCUUCCCAGAGUCCCCAUGUAUUAUCCAGACUCUUCUGGUUUCGGCAUCUCACAAUUCAACCUGUUUAGCACAUCUACUCAUUCAAGCGGAGAUUUAUGCCAAUUCUUCUCUGGCCCAUAAUGCAUCAGAGAACGUGACUGUUAUUCCCAACCAGGUGUAUCAGCCUCUUGGUCCUUGUCCUUGUAAUUUAACAGCCGGGGCCUGUGACAUUCGCUGCUGCUGUGACCAGGAAUGCUCCUCGGAUUUAAGAGGGCUCUUCAGGGAGUCCUGCUUCACCGGCGUCUUCGGGGGAGACGUGAACCCUCCUUUCGACCAGCUCUGCUCCGUGCGGAAGGCGCGCCGAGUCCCGGCCUGGUUCCCGUUCCUGUGCGUGCAGUCUCCCCUCGCCAACUCGCCCUUCCUCGGCCACUUCUACCACGGCGCGCUUUCCUCGAGACAACACGCUUCCUUUGAAAUGUAUUUGCACACUGAGCCAAAAGACUUUUCAGACUUUGGUUACAAACAAGGAGAUCCAGUUAUGACUGUAAAUAAGACAUAUUUUACUAUUCCGCAGGUGUCCCUGGCUGGGCAGUGUAUGCAGAGCGCCCCAGUGGCAUUCCUUCAGAAUUUCGAUGUUCGGUGCAUCACAGAUUUGAAAGUCUACCAAGAACAAGAUGGUAUUACCAAUUUGAGGAUAAAGACUGGCAUAAUGGGAGGCAUCAUUACACCAAAAGUAACCUACGAGGAAGCCACUGACCUGGACAAAUUCAUCACCAGUGCAGAAAUACUUUUAACUGAUGGAUCAGCCCCCAGAAACGUGACUGUGGAAGAACAUUAUAUUUUCAGAUGGAAUAAUAAUACAAUCAGUGAAAUAAAUGUCAAAAUUAUUAGGGCAGAAAUUAACGCCCACCAGGAAGGAAUCAUGACACAGAGAUUUACGGUCAAAUUUUUAAGCUAUAACAGUGGUAAUGAAAAGAAAACAUCUGGAAAUCCAGGUUACCAAGUUGGCAGGCCUGUUCGGGCCUUAAACACCGACGGGGCGAGCAAUGUUACGACUUUGCACCUCUGGCAGUCAGUUGGAAAGGGUUUGUGUUCAUCAGCAACUUUCAAACCCGUUUUAUUUGGAGAAAAUACGCUUUCUGGAUGUCUUUUAGAUGUUGCGAUUAAUGAAAACUGUUCUCAGCUCAGGGAGACCGCUUUUGAACUACUUAAUUCGUUAAUACAAGCAACUCAUGUUGCAAUGAGAGGCAACUCCGACUACAACGAUCUUAGUGAUGGCUGGCUGGAAAUAAUACGUGCAGAUGCUCCUGAUACAAGUGCAGACCUGUCUGUUAGCAGCGCAAAUGGCAUCUGCCUGGAUGUUCCCGCCCAGCUGAGCAUCCGCAUCCUCACUGCGGAUGCCGGUGCAGUGGAAGGGGUCACUCAGCAGGAGAUACUUGGCGCAGAGACAAGGUUCUCCUCAGUGAGCUGGCGGUUCCAGUGUGGACUUACUUGUGAUGAUAAGGCCGACCUUUUCCCUCUCAGUGUGUCCGUCCAGUUUAUUAAAAUACCUGCACAGUUACCCCGUCCACUGACAAGAUUCCAGAUCAACUUCACAGAGUACGACUGCAACAGAAACGAAGUGUGUUGGCCACAGCUUCUGUACCCGUUGACUCAGUAUUAUCACGGGGAGCCUUACUCUCAGUGUGCUGCCAAGGGCUUACUGCUGCUGUCCUUCCCCAUAUUAGCUGUAUUCCUCAGUCACCCCUGGGGCAGAGUUUGCAAAGCUUGGAGUUCAGCUACCGUCUGACUUCUUACAGACCAUGGAUUUUUACUUCUGUGAUUUAUUGUAUUCCUGCAUGCCUCUCUAAAAUUUUAAUAAAGCUUUAUUUUUGUAGGAAAUUUU
Pteropus alecto (black flying fox) is the source of this 2335-nucleotide messenger RNA. RefSeq names its product tectonic family member 2 (gene TCTN2). Gene Ontology annotation, cellular component: MKS complex. The transcript has 18 exons. The record is from RefSeq and is a predicted model, not a curated record. NCBI's taxonomy places the organism in Eukaryota, Metazoa, Chordata, Mammalia, Chiroptera, Pteropodidae. Gene Ontology annotation, biological process: protein localization to ciliary transition zone; cilium assembly; smoothened signaling pathway. The coding region runs from base 131 to 2239 and encodes 702 amino acids.